AUGUCCGGGACAACGGAGGAGCGCUUGUCCAAUGUCUUUGGUCCUCGGAUGCAAGCAGACCGUCCGCUUGGGAAGGAGAUUCUGCUCUGUGUUGAUAUUGAAGGGAUGAAUGGCCUGCCACUGGAGAAGGCGUGGCCGCAUUGUCACGACGUUCGCCCAUCAUAUCGAGUGAACUUUAAGGCUCUCUCGGACGAAGGAUCGCGUUCUAUAUCUACCCCAAUUGUAUAUGAAGGCCAGGGAUCUCUUCAGGGCACGGUGCAAUGGAACGAGACCAUCUACAUCCGGUGUUUGGAACUGUCCUACAUUGAAGUCGUUCUGCUAUGUUCCCAUCCUGAUAACCCCGCCCGGGCACGCUCCUCCUACGAAACGUGCAUGCCCGUUAAAAGCUUUGUUUCCGCCACUCAGAUGCCACUCAGACAUCGGAGUGAUCCCAGUCGCAACUCAUGCAACUUGUUCCUUUCCGUCUCCCGAGUCUUCCCCGAGGGCGAGGAAGAGACUUGCGAUUUGAGUACUUCAUGUCUGCAGGCCCGACAUGAGCAGAGUCACGUUGAUCCGACGGUGCCGGUCAGCGUAUGGAAUACUGCUUUCAAUCAGAUGUCACUUUUACUGGACACUGCUUGUCGGUGGAAUGGUAAUGGUAAUGGGAGGAUGCAGGCAUCUUUCCUAUUUUCCCCUUGGGCUGAAGGCUGGCUCUACAUGGCAUACCGAGAUCGUUACAGUGGCAUGGAAGGAAAGGAUCAGCUCGACAAAGAUCUAGGGAGAGUCUUUGCAUGUACGCAGGAGUUUAUGAAUGUGAUCCGACAACCUGUCGCACGUACGCGCGAGCCAAGUAAGGGCCGUUACAUAGACUUGACUAUGCGUGCGGUGUAUAGCGGGGUGAAACACAUACGCUCGGAUCCCUUCGGACAUUGGCAGAGUGCACAUGAAAGAUUCGUGGCAAAGUUGACGAGGCUUGCCUGGAUCAUCGUCACACCAGAUCCACCUGCAACGGCCACCGACACUCCGACGACGAUAGCCAAAGACGCAAUCCUCCUGGUUCUAGAUGCCAUCGUACGAUCGUCGGACGCAUUUCCACCACUAAAGAGUGCAGCCAGCGGCCUGCUCUUCUUUGCUACCUGUGCAGACAUGGCAUGCGGCAAUAAGAAGCAGAUCCGCGACAUAUACAAGCGCAUACACGGCCUGGCUGCCUCGCUCAAACGCGGAACCAAGGAGGGGAGCCGGAUCACUCCAGAACAUCAGGAUGCCAUCGAAGUUCUUGCAGCAGAUAUCGAAGCAUUGAAAGGCGAUCUGGAGGGCAUCAUCUCCGAACGCAAGAGCCGCUUCAGACGGUUCUUCUCGGCCAAACGGCACCGCGAAGAGCUGAAGGAUGUCGUAGAACAGCUCGAGACCUCGAAAUCGAACUAUACUACUGCAUUGGCCACGUUGAACGCCAUGACGAUCGCCGACGUCAAUAGGGAUGUGAGGGCUAUCGCGCUCGUCCUGGACGCGCGCCCGGUGUACAUGCCCGGCACCCGUCGUGCGCAGGAUGUCACGUUUCCAAAUGGCGCGAGCCGGUUUGAGGAGAUUUGA
Molecule: messenger RNA, 1569 nt
Organism: Peniophora sp. CBMAI 1063
Lineage: Eukaryota; Fungi; Basidiomycota; Agaricomycetes; Russulales; Peniophoraceae
Source: the annotation of a GenBank genome assembly